AUGGGCAAUCCAAUCAAGCCUUUCACAGCCGACGAGCUCCUGUCCCUGAAACUAUUUCUCCAAGCACCCCAAACUGAUGCAGCAACGCACGCAAGGCAUGUAUCGGCUGCGUAUGUUUCGGAUGCGACUGCAGCCGCUGUGCCUCAAAAUGCUGCUACGACAGGUGCAGCUACGUCGGCUGCCACCAACGACACUCAUGUUGCCGCGGGUGCUGAGAAAGCGCACACCGCGGGAGAACAGGAUUUUACAGUAAGGAAAACAGCAGGAAAUACUGAUGGCUUCCCCACUGCUGCAACAACUACCGCAAGUGUGCGGCAGGUCCGCAGCAUUCUUGUACUAGGUGGGAGCAACAGCAGCAGCAGCAAUGUGAACUUCUUGCUUGAGGAAAUGGGCCUUUCACUUGCUGCCGACUCUGUUGUUGCUGUUGUUCCCCCAACACUUCAGCAGCAACAACGCGGCGUCUACCACCCGAGAGAGGUGGUGCUCCAGCAACCGCAGCUAGUAGGAGGGAAGAUACAAAACGAAAUGAAGCAACAGCAACUCCAGCAGCGGGGCGGUACCGGCAAUGGCAAUGACAGCGGCGGCAAUGUAUUUGUCUACCCUUACGGAUCCACGGUCUAUGUUCAAGCUCCUGCCGUACCACUGCUAUGCAGCAGCAACUGUUGCAGCCCUUCUCAACGCCCGCUAAUUGGUGCUGCUGCCGCUGCUGGUGGGGGGGUUGUUGUCGCUGCUGGCAGUAGCAAGCUGCUGCAAGACCCGUACUUGAGUCUUUACAACAAUGCGGAAUUAGUCCGCCUAAUUCUGCAGCUGCUUCUGGGUCGAGUAUCUCUGCAACAGCUUCAGCCAACUGCAGGAGAAGCAGCAGCCGCAAUAAGCAAGUACACCCUGCAGACAGACACAGAGGUGCUCUCACUGUUGCCGCAGCCAUGCCUAGAGGCCCCGCCAGAUGUCCCCAAGGACUUUAGAUUGCUGCAUCAGCAGCAAAGUUUUUCGCUACAGCCUCGGCUGCUGCUACAGCUGCAGCAGGUGCUCCAGCAGAUAAAUACGAACCCUAUAGGCAAACCGCUUGAACUUAUCAAGCCCAAGUUGCUGCAGCCCUUUCUGCCCCUGAGACCGGCGCUGCACCCACCAAUAAUGCCGUCACUCCCUGCUCCCUCCCUGCCCUUUGUCGAUUUGGAUAGUCUCAUGAUGACUCCGCACCAGAGGCUACUUGCUGCAGCAGCUGCUGCCGCUGCAAGUUUCAAUGCAAACGCGCAAGCUGCAACUGCAACUGAGAGCCUAACAACUACUGCAGCGGAGCCUGUGACGCCGCAGCUACAAGCAGAAGAAACAGCGGCGGCAGCACAAUCUCGGAGGCAAAGCUCCUUGGUGAACUUUAUAUUGACAGCUGCUACAACGACAGGCCUGUUACCCAGCCAGGAGCAGCAGCAACACCAGGUUCAACCACAGGAAGAAGAGCAACGGCAACAAGAUUAUAACAAAGGGCCGCAACAUCAGCCAUUAGGCAGGGAGGCCAGAGCCCGAGUGGCUUUGGUUCGUUUGCUUCUCAGUACCUUAGAAAGGCACUGUAGCGGAUCGCAACGGAAGAUUGAUAAGACUGCUGAGACAGUCUAA
Messenger RNA from Eimeria mitis, 1614 nucleotides. RefSeq lists its product as uncharacterized. Gene Ontology annotation, biological process: cilium assembly; intraciliary transport. The transcript has a single exon. Lineage: Eukaryota; Apicomplexa; Conoidasida; Eucoccidiorida; Eimeriidae. Bases 1 to 1614 code for a protein of 537 amino acids. The record is from RefSeq and is a predicted model, not a curated record. Gene Ontology annotation, cellular component: centriole; cilium; intraciliary transport particle B.